CCCCUCCCCCCUCCUCCUCCUCCUCUUCCCAGCUCCUCCACCCCUCAUCCCCUCCAUCUCCCAUGGCCGGCACAAAACGCACCUGGGACGGUCAAUCACUCGACCCCGCAACCAUGACUUCUUCCACUUCCACCGCUUCUGCGCCCGUGUCAAUCCAAAGCAUGUUCGAAACCUUCCGGAAUGAACUAGACGAACACCACGACCGGCGCGAACGCCUAAUCAAAACCAGCCGCGAUAUCACAGCGCUCAGCAAGAAGAUAAUCUUCUCCCUCCAACGAAUCCGCACCCCGAACCACCCCCUCCCCUCCACCAUCGCAACCGAAACCACCGCCCGCUUCACGCAAGUCACCAAACUCUUCGAAUCGACCCUUCCCGACCUAGCAACGCUAAACCGCCACCGCUACCAGCGCCAACUCAGCGGCGCGAUCCAGGAGUUCAUCGAGGCGCUCUCCUUCCGCCACUACCUGACCACCCAAACCCUCAUCACCCUCCCAGAAGUGCGCCGCCACCUGCCGGAGGGCAUCCCGCUGACGGAGGAGGAUUACCUGAUGGGGGUGUUCGAUCUGACGGGCGAGGUGAUGCGGUUCGCGGUGACGGGGUUGUCGACUGCCACCAUCGAGGACCAUCAUCCAGAUCAUCCCGGGAAGCAGGAGGGGGAGGAGGCUUCGAUGGGCGACGGCGCCGACACUCCGGCAGGGAAGGAGGCACCGAAAACGAUCCACCUCCGGCCCGAGCAGAAUGCCAUCGUCGUGGAUCUCCGGGCGAUGCGCGCGGCCAUCGAGCUCCUGAGUAUCCCGCGCAGGCAUGCCGGGAGCAUGUUCCGGGAUAUCGGCCGGAAGACGGAGGUGAUGCAGGGGUCUGUGGAGAAGGUGGAGCGCGCGGCGUAUGGGAUCUUGGUGCGUGGGAGUGAGCGGCCGAAGGGGUGGAGGCCGGAUUUGGGGGGCGCGGCGGUUGAGGAAGCUUAUUGAUUACCUGCGGGGGGAGGACGAUUAUUGCAUUGUUGCAUGACGGGUGGUGGCGGUUCUUGUAGGAUUAGAACUAUGUGCGGAAUCACUCGAGUGCAUCGACAAAAGGUUAGGAUUGUGGACAGUGAGGAAU
This is a messenger RNA of Aspergillus uvarum CBS 121591, 1098 nucleotides long. RefSeq names its product translin family protein. The coding region runs from base 63 to 968 and encodes 301 amino acids. Gene Ontology annotation, cellular component: cytoplasm; nucleus. The transcript is spliced from 3 exons. The record is from RefSeq and is a predicted model, not a curated record. Gene Ontology annotation, molecular function: sequence-specific DNA binding; RNA endonuclease activity; RNA binding. Lineage: Eukaryota; Fungi; Ascomycota; Eurotiomycetes; Eurotiales; Aspergillaceae.